AUGAAAGCAAAGAUCUUAAAAUUAUCAAAAAUGUUGACCAAAAAAGGUAAAGUGAAUAAGGAAGAAGCACCUUUGGAUCUUGUAGAAGCUUUUUUCAAGUUCUCCAAUGGUGAAAACCACAUGUCAAAGGAUCAGCUACUUGGAUUCAUGGUGGAACAUCAAGGAGAACAAAACUGCACCUUAUUGGAUUUGGAACCAAUCAUUGAAAAGGUUUUGCAAAUGGGAAGUUCAAGUUCUAGCAUUGAAACUAGAAAUGCUCAAGGACUUAGUAUUGAUGACUUUGUCAAUUUUUUGCUUCUUGAUGAUUUCAACGGUCCCUUAAAAGAUGAGGUGCAUCAUGAUAUGGAAGCUCCAUUGUCACAUUAUUUCAUGUACACAGGACACAAUUCAUACCUUACAGGAAAUCAAUUAACUAGUGUGAGUAGUGAUGUGCCAAUUAUAGAGGCUUUGAAACAAGGUGUACGAGUUAUUGAACUUGAUUUAUGGCCAUCUUCUACUAAAGAUGGUGGUAUUAAAGUUGUUCAUGGAAGGACUCUUACCACUCCAGUUGCACUAACCAAAUGUUUGGAAUCCAUAAAGAAACAUGCCUUUGUCAAAUCUGAUUUUCCAGUCAUUCUCACUUUGGAAGAUCACCUAACUUCAAAACUUCAGGCUAAAUUUGCACAAAUGGCGAUUCAAAUAUUUGGAGAAAUGCUCUAUUGUCCCAAGACAGAUUAUUUAACAGAAUUUCCCUCACCAGCCUCCCUCAAAAAUAUGAUAGUUAUAUCAACUAAACCACCAAAGGAAUCUCCUCAAUCAGAAAGAGCCACACAUGAUGUGUCAAAUGGAAGUGAAUCUUCUGAAGAUGAAUCAUGGGAGUUUCAAGAUUCUAUGGCUAAACUGAAAACUAUUGACAAGAAUGUAAGUGAUGAAGAGAAGCUAGAAGAUAUAAGCACAAGUGAUUACAAAGCAAACCAACAAAGUCCGCGCGGAUACAAACAUUUGAUUACAAUCCAUGGUGGAAAAUCACAUGGUACAAUGAAGGAUAAACUAAAAGUUGAUGGUGGUAAAGUUAGAAGACUAAGCUUGAGUGAGAAGAAACUCAAAACUGCUUCUGAAUCUCAUGGACCUGACCUGAUUCGGUUCACACAGAAAAAUAUCCUCAGAAUUUUUCCUAGAGGAGAACGCGUUCAUUCCUCGAAUUUUAAGCCACAUUUAGGGUGGAUGUAUGGAGCUCAGAUGGUUGCAUUCAAUAUGCAGGGUCAUGGCAAAUCGCUCCGGUUGAUGCAAGGGAUGUUCAAAGCAAAUGGAGGGUGUGGUUAUGUGAAAAAACCUGAAUUUCUAAUUCAAGAAAGUGCACAUUUUGAUCCUAAAAAAACACUACAAGUGAGGCAGAUACUAAAAGUAAAAGUAUACAAAGGAGUUGGCUGGAGAUCAGACUUCAGUCGAACGCACUUCGACCGAUUCUCUCCACCAGACUUUUACACAAAGGUUUAUAUUGUUGGAGUGGGAGCUGAUAGUGUGAAGAAGAAAACAAGUGUAAAGAUGGACAAUUGGUAUCCUGUUUGGGACGAAGAGUUCGAAUUCCGUUUAACUGUUCCGGAGCUCGCGUUGCUUCGGAUAGAAGUAAAGGAUAAAGAUAAGACAACAGAUGAUUUUGCUGGACAGACAUGUUUGCCUGUAACAGAACUAAAACACGGAUUUCGAUCUGUUCGUUUGUGUGACUUAAAGGGAAAUAAAUUUAACUCUGUCAAGCUUUUGCUUCGCUUCCAAAUUGAAACUUAA
Messenger RNA from Vicia faba (fava bean), 1764 nucleotides. NCBI's taxonomy places the organism in Eukaryota, Viridiplantae, Streptophyta, Magnoliopsida, Fabales, Fabaceae. The record is from the annotation of a GenBank genome assembly.